Molecule: messenger RNA, 1575 nt
Organism: Trichoderma aggressivum f. europaeum
Lineage: Eukaryota; Fungi; Ascomycota; Sordariomycetes; Hypocreales; Hypocreaceae
Product: CAZyme family GH125
Exons: 11
Coding region: 1-1575 (524 amino acids)
Biological process (GO): carbohydrate metabolic process
Source: RefSeq, a predicted model, not a curated record
AUGCCUCUGCACAUGUCUCCUCACAGCGUUCUCAGCGCUGCCCUCGGCGUCUUGGCCGUGUUCCCGGCAACUGCGUCUGCUGGCUGGCAGAGCUUCCCGCCGCAUCGCCGCACAGCUUCCUCGUGUCCAGAUUAUACCACUUUUUCGGGACAGCCUCAUGGACCGUAUUCGUCUGGUCCUCUGAAGCUGCCUUACAUGAGACCGAGCGAGGAGUGCAGAACGUUCAAGAGCCCAGCAGUCGAGAAAGUCAUCAGCGACUUGAAAUCUCGGCUCAAGGAUCCGGAUCUUGCUCGACUUUUUGAGAAUACUUUUCCGUCGACGCUGGAUACUACCGUCAAGUACUUUGAUCCGUCGCUAAAUCUGGCAUUCAUCAUCACUGGUGAUAUCACUGCACAAUGGCUGCGCGACACCGGGAACCAGUUUGCCCACCUGUACAAGCUUCUUCCACACGAUAAGAACCUUCAGGCCCUCGUCAAAGCAGUCAUCAACACAGAGGCGCGAUACAUUUCUCAGUAUCCAUACUGCGGCUCGUUUCAGCCACCUCCGGAGAGCGGGCUUGCUCCGAGUGUGAAUGACUGGGCCACAGGCGUUAGAGUCAACCCGCCUGUCAACAACCAGACGGUAUUUGAAUGCAAGUACGAACUCGACUCUCUUGCCGGAUUUCUCAAAAUCACGCGAUCUUACUACGCCAACACAAAGGACUCAUCCUUCAUCAAUGACAAUUGGAAUGCUGCGAUGAACCAAAUUGUUCGAGUCCUUUACGAACAGUCCCAGAGCAGUUGGUCGGAUGACUUUCAAUGGGUCAGCUACUACAACUGGACGGGCACUGCCGGUGCGCUCUCUCCAAUGGUACCCAACAGCGGCAAUGGCGAGCCGAAGCAGGCGAACGGUUUGGUUGCUUCCAGCCACAGGCCCUCGGACGACCUCUGUGUCUUUAACUUUAUCACUUCCGACAAUGCCAUGAUGUCUGUUGAGCUCGCCAACGUCGCAGACAUGCUCACCACCAUCAGAACCCAAAAGAGCCUCGCCAAGCAACUUCAGCAAUACUCCAAUACCAUUAAGCAAGCCGUCUGGGCACAUACUCGCGCUUCCAACGGCAUUUUUGCGUACGAAACCAACGGAAUCGGAGCGCAAUACAUCAUGGACGAUGCCAACGUACCUAGCCUGGUGUCGUUGCCGUAUCUGGGAUUCUUGGAGCGGAGCGAUCCUACCUACCAGAAGACCAAAGCCGCCAUGUUCUCGAGAGCGAAUCCGUACUAUGCUGUAGGAAAGACGUUUAAUGGCAUUGGAGGUCCUCACGUCAACGCCACUUAUCCUUGGCCCAUGAGUCAAAUUUCUGCCAUCUUCGGCACGGAUGAUGACAGGGAGAUUAAGCAGCGUCUGGCACUCAUCUUGGAGAAUACUAGCGGACUGGGAUUGAUCCAUGAGAGCGUCAACAUCUACAACGCGAGCGUGUACACUCGUCCGUGGUUCGCGUGGGCAAACAGUUAUUUUGCAGAGAUGAUUUUGGACUUGGCCGAGAGGAAGCCUAGUCUGAUUCUUAAGUCUGGGAAGCCGUACAAGAUUGGACAGUGA